Molecule: messenger RNA, 2289 nt
Organism: Saprolegnia parasitica CBS 223.65
Lineage: Eukaryota; Oomycota; Saprolegniomycetes; Saprolegniales; Saprolegniaceae
Product: TKL protein kinase
Exons: 9
Coding region: 1-2289 (762 amino acids)
Biological process (GO): protein phosphorylation
Molecular function (GO): ATP binding; protein kinase activity
Source: RefSeq, a predicted model, not a curated record
AUGCCGAACGAGACGCAGGCGACCGUGGCCGAGGCCGCGCGGCCGGCGUACGUCUACGCCGAGCGCGGGCCAGGGUGCGCCCCCACCAUGGGCGUGGCGGCCACGACGCUCACGGCAAGGUGCCCCUUUGCGUGCCUCCUCCCCGCCGAGGCGAACGAGCCACCGAGCAUGGGCUUGUCGCUUGUCAACAAGUACUUUUGCAUCUACACCGCAACCGGUCGCAUCCUCAACGCCCACAACGCGACAGCAGACCUCUCGGUCGUGUUGCAAAGCCAGGCUAACGGCGCGUACUCGACGCCGCCUGUGCUGCACCUCGCCGACGUCCCGCCCAACGUCACAGCGCUGACGCUCACGAACCUCGGCCUCGAAUCGCUGGGCCCGACGCUUGUCCAGGACAAGAUCCCGGACAGCCCGUGGUCGUCCAACGUGCUGUUGCGCUACAUGAACCUCGCCAACAACUCGAUUGCGUCCGUCGACGGCGUUGCCUUCCCGCGCAACCUCCACAUGCUAAUUCUGGCCCAGAACAAGCUCACGUCGAUGGACGGGAUCGCCGCGCCGCGCUUGUCCAUGCUGUCGGUGAGCCGCAACCCGACGCUGCCGCCGAGUGCGUUCACCCCGACGGUUGCAAGGACGCUCUCAACGCUGCGGCGACUGGUCGCGGACGAGAUGGAGUGGACGGAGAUACCGUCGUCGCUACCGAGUAGCCUGACAGAGCUCUCGCUCGCCAAGAACCGCUUGUCGCAGCUCUCGCCCCGCGCCUGGCCGCCAGCCCUGCGACACUUGAACGCGCAGUAUGCUGGGAUCACGACCGUCUACGCCAACUUUACGCCGGCCAUGCGGGUGCUAUGCCUCGGCGGCAACGCGGUCACGGCCUUUUACGCGACGUCGGCCCAGUUUGAGCUUCUCUCGGCGCUGCCGCAGCGCUCCGCGUCGGCCAACGCGCUCGAUGCGUCUCGGUGCUCGGAGGCGUCGCCGCUGCUGACGACCAUGACCACCAACACGUCGUGCACCGGGCAUGUCACGACGCGUCUCCUCUGGGACAGGUACCCCGUGUGCAUCCUGGACACAGCUCUCGACAGCCUCGUGACGUCGCCGCCGUCAUCAUCCAGCGGCGUUACGACGGCCCUCAUCGUCGUGAGUGCGCUCCUCGGCGUCAUCGCCAUCGGGCUUCUCGUGCUCUACCUCCGGUUUCGCCGGCGGCCGCGGCCAGCCCCGAAAUGGUACGAAGGCAUGGACUUGGAGAUGGACACAAAAGGCAUGCUCGGUAUGGACACGAUCGCGCUCGACCCGCCCUCUUGCACAACGACGCUGCCCGAGGCGGCGAUCGAGCGCCAGAGCAUCCUGGCGCGCGGCGGCUUUGGCAUCGUGUACCUCGCGACGCUGCAGCCGACGCCGACGCUGCCCGACGUGCUCUCGCCGACGCGCGUGGCGCUCAAGCGCCUUUUGCCGAGUCACUUGAGCGACCUGCGCUGCAUGGACGAUUUCAUGGACGAGAUCCGCUUCAGCGCGCGCCUUCGACAUGACAACAUUGUGCGUUUUUACGGCUUUAGCUACUCGACGCUCGCCGAUCUGGCGAUUGUCACCGAGUACAUGGAGAGGGGCGACCUCUGGCAGUGGCUUCGCGUGCAAAAGCUCAACGACACGCCACUCGGGUGGCAGCUGCAGAAGGACGCGACGGUGCCGCUGCGUCCGUACUCGCCGUGCAUCCUGCGGUCGCGGUCGCGGCCGCCGGCGAUCUCUAAGUUUUCCUUCUUGGUUGACAUUGUCGAGGGCCUCUUGUACCUCCACACGCGACAGCCGCCGCUCGUGCACCGCGAUUUAAAGGCCAAGAACGUGCUCUUGAGCUGCGACUUUGUGGCCAAGCUCACGGACUUUGGCGUCGCGCGCGAGACGUGCGACUACACGAUGACGGCCGAGAUCGGCACGGUCGCGUGGAUCGCGCCCGAAGUGCUCAAGGGCGUCUACUACACGGAGAAGGCCGACGUCUACUCGCUCGGCGUCCUCCUCUCGGAGAUGGACACGCUCGAGAUCCCGUACGCAGACUUGGACGCAAUCCAGACCGCCAACGGCCACUGGAACGUGAGCGCCAUCAAGGCGCGCAUCGCGAUGCUCGUCGUCUCGGGCGAGAUCCGCCCGUCCUUCUCGGCCGACGUGCCCCGGUGCAUCGCCGACGUGGCCGACCGCUGCUUGGCGUACGAGCCUACCGCCCGCCCGACCAUCCGAGACGUGUGGGCCUACUGCCAGCAGAUCCAAGGCGCCUCUAUUUAUACCGAGCCGGCGUCCCCUUGA